AGAGGUCGUCACCCGGCCGAUAUAUGCCAGCCUACGCGCUGCACACAUGGCGCCGCGGUCUCGUACAGGAUGUCUCACCUGUCGACAACGAAAGCUCAAAUGCGGUGAAGAGAGACCAACCUGCGCAAAUUGCAUCAAGGCAAAUCGAAUAUGCGUCUUGAGCUCUGGAAUCACAUUUCGGCACCAACAGAACCCGUCGAUGAAUGGAGGAGGAGGCAGUCUUUCGAGCUUCUACGGCUACAAAGAAACUUUCACCAGAGAAGCGCAGUGGGUUCCCGUGCCGAAGGAUCUCACGUUUGUUCAUACGUCCAAUCCCUACGAAGAUGAACUAGAAGAUGGAGAGGACGCCAGCUCCCUUACUCUCGGAACCAACCAAGCAAACAUCGAUCAUGCACCACGAAGAGAGUCCGACAUCAGUAUGCUAGUACCAACAUCUUUUCCAGCAUACGCGGCGAAUGGACUCGCAGCGCUCAGUGCGAUUGCAACGCAAGAAAACCAAUACAGCUAUGCGCCACCACCUGUGCCCGUUGGCCAUAGCCGAACAAUCGCUACAGCGGCCCAAAAUCAGUCCACGCCUAGUCAAAACCUCGACUUCAUCCUGAAUCCGACGUCCCAUCUCUCCCCUACAGCAACCGCCAUCGACCCACGGCUGAACUCGCCAACGCCGCCCGCUUCAACACCGUCGCAACAAUCCCACGUACGUACCCAUUCUUCCUUCCGGUCCAAUGGAGACCCGACGAGCUUACGAUUGAAAGGUCACGACCGAAGGCCUGCAAUCGACGAGCCCGAGCUAGCAUUCCUCCUGCGAGACUAUGCCGAAAGACCGGGCUACUGGAUGGAUCUUUUCGAUCUAGAUUUAUUCUUUGCUGCAAGGGUUCCAAGCCUUGCCAGGGUGGAAGGGAGGAAGCCAGUCAUGGGUGGUCAAACCGGGAAGUCUCGGCAGUCGAAGAUGGAGUCUUGGCCGGGCGGGACAGUGGACUGGGUGAGAAAAGGCAGAGAGUACUACGAUAUCGCAGUGUCGUUGUUACGACAGAGUCUGGAGGGAGCAUCCAGACCACCGACAUCGUCGUUGCCUGAAGACGCCAGCCCACGGACGCUUUUGACGGUGCAAGGCGCCGAACUGCCGACCACGGAUUCAGAUGAGCUGGUCGCUGCGACGGCUAUACUAUGCGUGUACGAGUUUCUUGACGCUUCCGGGCCUGAGUGGAGUCGACAUCUGGAUGGCGCGAAGAGCUUGUUUGACAUUGCGAAGGAUCGCAUGGAUGCUCUGACACUUCCUCCAUCGCCUUCAGGGCCUGACUUCAACAGCCAUCGUAAGAGGCUCAGUCAAGGACGGCGAGGAGUCUUCUGGAAUUUCGCAAGACAAGACAUGCUCUCCGCCUUCAUAAAUCACACCUCCACCCGCCUUGACACAGCUGACAUUCCCAUGUGGCACCGCUUCGGACUGAACCUCACUGCCGCCGGCUUCGUGUGUCCAUCCAAUCCGCAACACCCAGAUUAUCUCGCCGAGCAAGCCAUGGCUGACGACAUGGUAUCCAAUGCUCUCAUCUGGCUCGUCAUGAAACUGGUCAACUACAUCGCCGCGGGCGACAACGUGCAUGAGAGCGUAGCGUCUCCACUCGGUCUGGGGAUCCGACAAAAGGAAUUGCUAGACUACUGGGAGACACUGCACGAGCAGAUCAGAGUGUGGCACGAAGGUCUUCCGGACGGCUUCCACCCGGCUGCGAUUCAUCACAGUGAUUCCGAAUGUGAUAAUGAAAGGUGGUUUUCGCGGCCCAUGUGCGCGUCAACAAUGCAGUGGUAUCAUUUCGCUAUCAUCCAACUCCUGCAUAACAAGCCACAUCUCACUACCGCCACUCCUGCUCCGGGUUCGCCGUUGGCGCUCGGGUCGUCCCUCGCAAGUCGCCAUGCGAGUUACGCGGCCAUCUUGCAGCACUCACGCCAGCACGCGAAAGAGAUCGUUGCCAUCUCGAUGGGAAGAUCAGACGAAGGGACUCGUAUCCAUUCCGUACAACCGCUUUGGACGGCUGGGCUGGUCCUCGGAAACGACGAUUGGCGGCGCACUAUAGUCGGCCUGUUGCGUGGCAUCGAGCGCGACAUGGGCUGGGCGGCUGAGUAUCGUGUCAAGAACCUGCUUGAGCUAUGGUCGAAGCCGCCGGACUGGCCGCUAGAACGCCAAGAAGACGGAUGA
Messenger RNA from Zymoseptoria tritici IPO323, 2191 nucleotides. RefSeq lists its product as uncharacterized. The coding region runs from base 47 to 2191 and encodes 714 amino acids. The transcript has 7 exons. Gene Ontology annotation, cellular component: nucleus. The record is from RefSeq and is a predicted model, not a curated record. Gene Ontology annotation, molecular function: zinc ion binding; DNA-binding transcription factor activity, RNA polymerase II-specific; transcription cis-regulatory region binding. Lineage: Eukaryota; Fungi; Ascomycota; Dothideomycetes; Mycosphaerellales; Mycosphaerellaceae. Gene Ontology annotation, biological process: positive regulation of transcription by RNA polymerase II.